UGUCAAUGUGUGGCAUGUUUUCUGUCAAUACAGUCAUUGGUGCAAGAUGUGCAUGAUUGGAAGAAGGUAUGAACCGACAGAGGAGCCCUAGUGAGCCUGCUCGCUGUCUCUGCCCACCAUGCAUCUACACAAAUGGUGGGAUACCAACAAAAUGACACAAUGACGCCACAUCAAAAACUUAUUGCCGGUUGCAUAUCUGGCGUGACUACGCGGUUCAUAACCCAACCUUUGGAUGUGGUUAAAAUACGGACACAGUUGCAAAAGAAACAAUCUCAUGCUUAUUCAGACAAGUGGUUCUCUACCACCAGGAAGAUCUUCGCCGAAGAGGGGAUUACUGCAUUCUGGCAUGGUCAUAACCUUGGCCAGAUCCAUUCUAUCCUUUCAGUGAGCAGUCAGUUUUAUGUAUACGAAUUAUCAACAAAAUUUGUUUCAAAUGCAUCAAUUGACGACAAAUUCAAACCAUUUAUGAUGUUUUGCUGUGGGUCUUUCGCGGGAGGCUGCAGUGCUGCCCUUGUUAUCCCCCUUGAAGUGGUUCGUGUACGGCAAAUGAUCGUCAAAGAGCAGUACCGAGGGUUCUUCAACGGGGCUAAAAAGGUCUACAAGUCCGGUGGCAUCUUUGCCUUCUAUGAAGGCUUGUCAGCUUCCUUGUUGCAGAUGGGUCCAGCCGUGGGCAUCUCGUUCAGCGUGUUCCGAAUGGUGCAGCAAGGAAUCUUGCACUACCUGAGCGACUGCUCGGCCGGGGACUGCAAGCACGCGCCGGGCAACGUGCACCGGCCGGAGUAUCUGGUGGUCGCCAGCACCCUCGCCGGGAGCGUGUCCGGCUUCGUCUCCAAGUCGCUGACCUACCCGUUCGACCUCGCUAAAAGGAGGCUACAAAUCGCCACUCAUAAACAAGAUGCGCAAUACAAAACCCCCAGCACAUCGAAAGACCUGUUGAAGUGUAAGAAACUGACCCAUUGUCUUGUGGAGACCUAUAAGUCCGAAGGUUUUACUGGACUGUACCGAGGCUGGAAGGUUACCAUCUACAAGGCCCAACUAACCAGCGUAGUCGCGUUCACGACAUACGAGCUCAUCUGCUACGCCAUUAGAGAAUUUGAUGCCGCUUGAAUCAGUGACUAUGUACUAUGUAAUUUGUGAAUAGUGCAGUGUUUAGAAUUGAAAUUAGGAAGCUUUACUAUCGUUUUGAAUAUUAUAUGUUUAUUUACUCUUA
Ostrinia nubilalis (European corn borer) is the source of this 1210-nucleotide messenger RNA. RefSeq names its product mitochondrial thiamine pyrophosphate carrier-like. Bases 133 to 1107 code for a protein of 324 amino acids. Gene Ontology annotation, biological process: thiamine pyrophosphate transmembrane transport. Gene Ontology annotation, molecular function: thiamine transmembrane transporter activity. The record is from RefSeq and is a predicted model, not a curated record. NCBI's taxonomy places the organism in Eukaryota, Metazoa, Arthropoda, Insecta, Lepidoptera, Crambidae. Gene Ontology annotation, cellular component: mitochondrial inner membrane. The transcript has 5 exons.